AUGAAGGCCAGAUCUUUGGCGGUGAGGGAGUGCAUGUGGACGUCAGAGGAGUGCCACCUGGUGGAUGAGCAGCACGGAGAUACAGAGAGAGAGAGCCUCUGCUUACCAAAUAUCUUCAAGUCCAAAAAGGUGAAGCCGCUUGCAAAGGCUCACACGAGCCCAACUUAUCAGGUGUACCACACAGCCAGAGAGCUCUUGCUGGAAGCGCUGGACAGGGAAGCUGUCCGGGAGUUGAUCAGGAGAUCUCCCGGGGUGACGGCUGGAGAUCGCCGACCGUCACACAGCCAGAUCCGUGAGCAGAGCGCAGAUCUCUCUGAGCAGGAGUACACGGAGGCGCUAAUGUGGUUUUCUAUAGUCCUACAAAGCGGGUUGUCCGUAGGAGAGAACUGCAAGCCUGGCCAUGAGCUAAAACUGGACAGAUGGCAGGGUGUCCUGAAGAGAAACAGCAUCCAGACCAAACUCCUGUCUCUGACUGGACUGGAGGAUGAAGACAAGCUGCAAACCCUGUCUGGCGUCUGCAGCCACAUAUGCAGACGCUACCAGAGCCUGCACGCAGCUGGUCCCAACCUGGUGGUGAAGAAAUAUAGACUCUCCUACCAGCAAAGUCCUUGCUCUCUCCAUCUUGCCCUCCUCUGUGACGCACGCUCAGGAUUCAUCUGUAACAUGUAUCUGUACUGUAAGGAGCAGGUCCAGAAGCAGAGUCGGAGGCCAGUAGUUGAGCAGGUGGUCAAACACCUUCUCAGACCUUUCUGCAGCCAGAGCCCCCAAGUUCAUGUGGACAGCUCUGCCUGGAUGGACGGCAGGCUCAACAACAUCCUCUCAGCAUUAGGGGUCGAUAGUCACUUUGUUCUAGCUGUUAAAAAGGAAACAUUGGGUCCAAGAUCAUUCUCAUCUCCACCACUCACACCCCAAAGGCACCGUUCAACAUCCAAGGACUCAAAGUGUAAACUUUUGUCCCACCUGCAGGGCUGGACAGGCCCUGCGUUGUUCCCACUGUCAGACCUGACAGGAUCCGCAGCAGACGUGCUUAUGCCUGGCCUCUGGGUCGUACUACACAUCAUCUGCAUCAACACAUACGUGCUGCACACUCUGCAGAGCCGAGGCUUGGGCAGGCACAUCCAGCUGACAGAGUUCACCAGGGCUCUGGCCUCUCAGCUGGGCGCCGACAACAGCGUCAUCGUGCCAGUGAUGCCCCGGCUGAACAGCUGGUCCUACCAGGACAGCGGUCUCACUAAUCUUUCUAAGCAAAGGUGUGCUCAGGUGAUGGAGAGUGAGAAACAGAGCUGCAGCGCUGGAGUGAAGUUGCAGACCAGAUGGCACAGACCAGGGGUGUGCGGUUUAGACAACUCUGGCAACUCCUGCUACUUAAACGCAGUGUUGCAGUGUCUCUGCUCCACUGUGCCGCUCGUGGAGCACCUUCUUAAUCGGGAAACAUGCAAGGAGCUUGUAAAGAGCAAGUGCCGGGUCUCGGAGGCGUUCGUCCGCCUGCUGGAGAAGAUGUGGCUUGGAGGAAGGUCCAGCUGUGCUCCUGCAGAGGUCAGGUCUAUGAUCUGCUCCGUCCUCCCCCAGUUUAACAAUAACUCCCAGCAAGAUGCCCAGGAACUGCUGCUCUAUCUCCUCAACGUGCUCCACGAUGACUUCAAAAAAGUUGCAAAGUGGCACAUGCGUUACUCAACGCAACAACAGAGACAAGAACAAAACAGAAGCUCUGCCAUUGAGUUCACAAUUGUCUCACAGCUAUUUGAGGGCCAGCUGAGCUACAUGAACAUCUGCAUGCACUGUCAUCACCAGGCACACAACAAGCAAGCCUUCACUAUACUGUCACUUCCAAUUCCAAAGGACAUCAUGAAAUGCUCGAUUAAGGAUUGUUUGUCACUGUUCUUCCAGCAGACCAUCCUGACCGGAGGAGAGCAGAUUCUGUGUUCGGUUUGCGGCCUGAGGAGUGAAACAGCAAUCCUCACUUGCUUAGAAAGUCCUCCUGAGAUCCUUGUGUUGCACCUGAAACGGUUUGGAUGUAAGGGGAAGAAUCAGGUGAAACUGAGGACCAAUGUUUUAUUCUCCAUGAAACUGGAUCUCACACCAUUUCUGUCGAGCUCGGAGCAGAAUACAUACUCUCCAUACCACCUUUAUGCUGUUGUGAACCACGCAGGUCAUCUGAACAUGGGUCACUACACGGCUCUGUGCUACAACGGCCCGGCCCAGAUGUGGCACUGCUUUGACGAUGCAGUGGUCAGAGAAGUCCAGGACGGCCUCGUGCAAUCUCCCAACGCCUACAUGCUUCUGUACAGCCACAAGCCCCUGCAGAAGCCGAACAUUCAUGGGCUCUGA
This is a messenger RNA of Cololabis saira (Pacific saury), 2328 nucleotides long. RefSeq lists its product as uncharacterized. Gene Ontology annotation, molecular function: cysteine-type deubiquitinase activity. Lineage: Eukaryota; Metazoa; Chordata; Actinopteri; Beloniformes; Belonidae. The transcript is spliced from 7 exons. The record is from RefSeq and is a predicted model, not a curated record. Bases 1 to 2328 code for a protein of 775 amino acids. Gene Ontology annotation, biological process: protein deubiquitination.